Molecule: messenger RNA, 2800 nt
Organism: Pocillopora meandrina
Lineage: Eukaryota; Metazoa; Cnidaria; Anthozoa; Scleractinia; Pocilloporidae
Source: the annotation of a GenBank genome assembly
AUGUUCAAUUACUCACAACAAGCAGGACUGCACUGUCACCUCAGUCGCAACUUUUCCACUUUCACUGGGGUUUUUUUGGCUUUAAACAUUGCAUCAUCCAUAACAGCAACACUGGGAAAUGCACUCAUCCUUGUUGCACUUCAAAAAGAAUCCUCCCUUAAUCCUCCGUCCAAAUUAUUUCUCCGUUGCAUGGCAUUCUCGGAUCUCGGUGUUGGCCUUCUCGUACAACCAGCAGCAGUUACAUCCUUUUUAUGCGCUGCGUACCAACUUUGGAAUCUAUGUCUACUCAGCGGCUUUAUCUGGAAUUUCGUUAGCGCAUUCUUUACCGGAUUUUCCUUUGCGUCAAUAACCGCCAUUAGUGUGGACAGACAUCUUGCUUUGCUGUUAGGGAUCAGGUACCGCCAAGUUGUAACUAUCCAGCGUACUAGAGUGGUCGUUGCUCUGUUUUUGGUAGUGUCUACUGCUUACUGCUUGACAUUCCUCAUAAGCUACAACGUUUUCAUUGCCUCAAGUGUCCCAAUGUGGUCCAUAUGCUUAAUAAUCUCCACUUACUGUCAUACGCGAAUCUACCUCACUCUUAGAAAUCACAUUCAAGCUCAAAUCACUCCACAAGGCCAGCCCAAUGGGAUUUCGCCCGAGAACUUGUCGCGAUACAGAAAAACAGUGUCCACGACAUUGUGGCUCUUAGCUGCAAUGAUAAUUUGCAACUUUCCGGUUUUUUCGGUUACCAUUAUUGAUGCAGCGACCUCACCAAACCUUUCAUUGAUGAUGGUGCAAUAUUUUGCAGUCGCUUUGAUUUAUUUCAAUUCAUCGCUUAACCCUUUGUUGUGUUGCUGGAAAAUCAGAGAAAUAAGGAAUGCAGUAAAAGAAAUUCUCAGGAAUCUGGCAUCAUAGUUGUGCGUGGAUCACAAGAACGGAAACAUCAAGUAAAAAUCAGUUUUAUUCUUAUGAUGUCAUACAAAAUAGCUUCUGAUUCAUGGCCAGCCCUGUGUCGAAUCAAAUCACGCUCACACGUUCCAACAAAUUCCAAAUGGCACAUUUAAACAGGAAAUGGUACACACAGCUUUAGCACGAUUCACUGAUUAAUUUUUUGUUAUCAAACUGCAGAAAGAAUACUGAAUUGCUCUCGCGAGAGAUAUUCCUAAAUAAAAGUUACUACAUUCCAGCCCCUCCUAUAUUCCGAAUGCCAUCGCAAAUUUCCAACAGUCGAGGAAAUCUGGCAAUGGACAAUUUGGCUGCAUUCAUAUGUCUUCCUCAAGGAGACCGACAUAUACCAAGCAACAUACAUUACAACUGUCAUACUGCAAAAUGUCCUCCAAAAAAUUCCAAAAUACAAUGGAGCCGCACAGUAUCUUAGCAAUAGUCACGAAAACAAGGAUAGGACCCGAGAAAAGAGAUGUUAAGGUUAAAGAAUGACCUAAAAAGUUGUGAUCUGUAUAUUCUUAGUAUAGCAAAUAAAUAGCACGACACCUAUCCACACCAAAUCAAUAAACACUCCUAUGUAUUUCAUACCCUAACAGAACUUUCACAAACAUUGCAGUUUCUUUUAAGGCAAGAAUAAAAAAAUUAACCUAUAAUAAAUCUUCUGAAAAAUUACAAUAAAGACCAUUCAUGUAGAAAGAGUUCCUUCUAACAGGUCAAAAUACAAGAGCAUUUUUAGGGCGUGGUCAAAUCACGCAGACAUUGAGUCAUUAGGGCAAUAAAAGUUUCCUUUUUCAAGAAGACCAUGAGCAAGUAUUAGAUAAUAAUGGGCUUCUUCCCUUCAACAUGAAACUUCAGUCGACAGUUCGCCAUGAAUUUUCUAAAAACUUACAAAAAGGCCAUUCAUGUUUAAACAAAAGCGAAAAAAAAAUGGAAAAUGGUGUAAAACACAAAAUUAUGAUCUUUCACAAUACAGGAUCUCAUUUCCCGUUAGUAAACUUCCUUUCAUUACAUUGCAUGCAAAAGUAAUUUAAGGAGUAGAAUGACAGCAGGUGGUGAUGAUCACAAUAGUUCCCAGUCACUUCCAAUAAACGAAAAGGUCAUUGCUACUGUCUUAUCCUUUGCAUCAAAAAUUAUACUUGGCAUGAAUACUGAACAGGAACCAAGAAUUUGUGUCCGUUAAUUUUUAAAAGAUAAACAUUUGCGACAUCGAGGUAAGUGAUCACCUUAAUCUCUUCUAAAAAAAGAAAAAAUAGGAAACACCACCCUCCUUUGUAGAGUGGCUUUUCAAUUCCCAUGAAUAUCACAAAAAGAUCCUAAAUUCAUUUUUAAAUUACGAUAUGGAGAUUUAAUAAUCAACCCAUUUCUUUCGGUGAAAUUUGGACUACCAGCACUCAUUGAUUAUUCUGCUGAUUUUAAUAAAUAUGCAAAUAGAGAAGUUCUUUGUUCUCGUUAUUCCUGUGCCCUCAAGACAUUUUUCAUUAAUACCACACUAUUGACAUGAAUUCGCCAAAUAAACUCUUAGAAGACAAUUAUUUUGGGGCAUCAAGCUGACCAAUCGUGUACAAUUCUUCCAAAACUCGUGAGAUCCCCGAAUAGGAAAGUUAUCAGACCAUAGAACCGUCAUCAAUACAAUGCUCACCUAAUAUUCAAUAUAAUAUGCAAUUAAAUUCGGGUAAAACUUGAUCUAAAGAACUCAUUUAUGAUUAUUCGCGCUCUAUUCAUUGUUGAGAGUAGAUGUUCCAAUUACAAAUAUUUUUCAGUUCAAAUAUCAAACGCCAGCUUUCUUGCGAUAAAAGGUGUUACCAAGAAGACAAAAAGAGGAAAGCACAACGGCAGUUCCUUUCAUUUUUGCCCGAUCAAGCAGCUUCUGUUAUGA